CGAGGGGCCGGAGCUCCUGGCGGUGCCGGAUCCUGACGGUGGCCUUUCCCCGGGUCUGCGCGGGGGGAAUGAGGAAGGGAGACUGUCCCAGGAUGUCCUUCCGGGACGCCCAGCCCGCCCCAAAGAGGAAUAAAGCUAGUUGACACCGGAUGUGUUUCCUCCCAGGCUAACCCCACCUUCCGGCCUGGGCCGCCGCCGCUGCCUCGGAAAGCUGGGCUCUGGCUUCUGAGUCGAUUGUGACCAUGGCUGCUGAGUCUGAAAUUCUGCACUUCCAGUUUGAACAGCAAGGAGAUUUAGUCUUGCAGAAAAUGAAUCUUUUGAGACAGCAGAAUUUAUUUUGCGAUGUGUCAAUUUAUAUUAAUGACACUGAGUUCCAGGGGCAUAAGGUGAUUUUAGCUGCUUGCUCCACUUUCAUGAGAGAUCAGUUUUUACUCACACAGUCAAAACAUGUCAGAAUCACCAUCUUGCAGAGUGCAGAAGUUGGCAGAAAAUUGUUGCUCUCUUGCUAUACUGGAGCACUUGAAGUUAAGAGGAAAGAGCUUUUGAAAUAUUUGACUGCUGCUAGUUACCUUCAGAUGGUUCACAUUGUAGAAAAGUGCACAGAAGCUUUGUCAAAGUAUCUGGAAAUUGAUCUUUCUAUGAAAAAUAGCAGUCAGCAUGCUGACUUGUGUCAAUCCUCUGAUCCAGAUGUUAAGAAUGAAGAAGAAAAUUCAGAUAAAGACUGUGAAAUAAUUGAAAUUUCAGAAGAUAGUUCUGUAAAUAUAGAUUUCCCUGUUAAAGAAGAGGAAAGCAGUGCUUUACAGUCUACAGUAGAGAGCUUGACAUCAGAGAGAAACGAAAUGAGGUCACCAGAGCUGUCUUCAGUAGACCCAGGUUUUAAAGACAAUGAAAUUCGUAUCCUCCAUGUGGAAUCUAUCAGUGAUGGAGGUGUAGAAAAUGAGAAGUUUUCACAGCCUUGUACCUCUUCAAAAGCAAGCAUGUAUUUUUCUGAAACACAGCAUUCACUGAUCAAUUCUACAGUUGAGAGCAGAGUGGCCGAAGUUCCUGGGAAUCAAGAUCAGAGCUUAUUUUGUGAGAAUACUGAAGGAAGUCAUGGGACAGUGAAUGAGAUCCAAAGUCUAGAGGAUGCGUAUUCACUGAGGCACCAGUGCCCCCGGUGUCCUCGUGGGUUUCUUCAUGUUGAAAACUAUCUGCGCCACCUUAAGAUGCAUAAACUGUUCUUGUGCUUACAGUGUGGGAAAACAUUUACGCAGAAGAAAAAUCUCAACCGCCAUAUUCGAGGGCACAUGGGCAUACGGCCCUUUCAGUGUACUGUGUGCUUGAAGACAUUUACUGCUAAAAGCACACUUCAGGACCACCUGAACAUACACAGUGGGGAUCGGCCGUACAAAUGCCACUGUUGUGAUAUGGAUUUCAAGCACAAAUCUGCCCUCAAAAAGCACUUAACCUCUGUCCAUGGCAGAAGCAGUGGUGAAAAACUACCCAGGCAUGAUCUUGAAAGGCAAAAUCUAUAAUCAGAAUCAUACCUUGCUAUGUGAGCCUUAUAUCAUACUGUUACACAAGUCUCUAUAGAAAUGCAGCAUUUGUAAUAUCGCAUUUCCACCCCCAUCUUUGGGUCUUAUUUUUGGUCUACCUACACAUGUUAUUCUUUCUGAACUUGUACUACCAGUUCCAAAGUGUGGGAGACGUGGUAAAGCUGAUGGGAUGCUGUCUCGUCUCAUACAUUAUGUAAAAGUCCCAGUGAUAUACCUAGAGAAACAAUGUUCCUCUUAAAUAUUCUUGAUUCUGGUGACAGAGGAGAUCCAGCGGUAUUUCCAGAUUCUAAGCUUGAGACUGUAGAUAACUGAUGUAAGUGUAAAAUCCAACUAUACGGUGACUCUAAUAAAUUAGGAUAAUGGGAAGAAGAUAAAUUUCAAAACAUACUGUUAUCCAUUAUUAUUCACUUUAAGAACAGAACUAGUGAACUUUUUUUUUAACCAACUAUUGGAUUCUAAACUAAACACUAAGGUAUCUAUUGUUUUAAACUAUAAAGGAACACAAUUGAGAUUCACUUGGGAGUAGCAGAAUUUCCUUAUACAUGAGCUAAUAUUCCUUUAAAUAGUAUUUCCAUGAGUUGUUAAUAUAUGUAUUUUAGAAAUGAUUACUUUGGCCUAGGUUUCUUGAUUUUACUUAGUACAAUUGCAUUUAAUAAUUUUGUGGCCAGUAAAAUUAUACUGUUGGCAUGGAGCUCUAAGAUAUUUGUUCCAUUUCCUUUUUGAAAUUAGUUUUAUUUUGUUAGUUGACAUAUAGUAAAACUGAUCUUUGGUUUUGGUGUACAGUUCUAUGAAUUUUAACACAUGUACAGAUUUAUGCAGCCACCACUGCAAUCAGGAUAUAGAACAUUCCAUCACCCUCCCGAACUCCUUUAUUCUGCCCCUUUGUAGUCAACUCUUCCUCCUAGCCUUAAACCCUGGCAACAGUCCUCCAUCACUAUUUUACCUUUUCUGAAAUACCGUAAAUGGAAUCUUACAGUAUGUUCCCUUUUGAGAUGCUUUUUUUCACUUAGCAUAAUGCCUUUGAGAUUCAUCCAUGUUGUGUGUAUCAGUAGUUCAUUCCUUUCUUUAUCUUGGAUUGGCAAUACCAGUUUUUCUUGCUGUCACUGGAUGAACAGUUUAAACAUGGGGAGCAGCUAUUCAUGUUCUCUUAAUUAAUAACUUUUCAUUUUUAUUAAUGCAAUUUUCAUUUACUGUGUAUUGACAAAAACCCAACCCUCCCUAGAGUUUUAGUCUAUAUUUCCAGAAAUGUGCCAAAAGUAAAACCAUGACCAUGUGGCUAUUUUACUUAGAGUGAUAGUUCAGAUUGUGGAUGAGCCAUUGCUCUCUUACUAUUCCCAUCCACGUGUAACACAAAACAUUCUUUGUUGUUAUAACAAAGAUUAAAAUAUUUUGUCAGGCAAAUCGUAUUUUCUAAAAAACAGGAACUACUUUUGGUAAAAAAAAAAAAAGCCUGACUGAAUACAGCUUUCAAGAUGUUCUAUUCCUCCUCUAGUCACCUCAGCUUUAUUUAGAAUUUAUGCUAUGUUUAGUUUAUGUUGAAGCCCUUCCAUAUUUUAAAAUGUAAUAUACUUUGUAUCAUUUAUUUGAAUUUUGUGAUGAAUCCCAUGUUGAUUGUUAGAAAUAUUAAAUAUCCUUUUGGUGAUACUUUGAAAAAUAUAUUCUGUAUAGAUUUUUAACUCUGGGAGAGAUUUUAAAGAAUCCAGCUCUCAUAUUUGGUAAGAAAACCAGCUUCAUAACUCCCGGGUUACUAGUUACUGACAUUGGGUAGGUCACUUCUCCUUGAGCUUUUCUUAAAUUUGUAUAAAAUAACAGCUUUGAUCUUGAUAAUUUUUAAGGUCAUUUCCUGGUCUAAAAUGUUAUUUUCUAUUUAAAUCUUCCUGAGUUCCUAAGGACAGAGAAGAGGGGAAAGCAAGUGAGGAGAAUUUUGUGUUUUUAUGAAUGUUGCAAUUUGAGUACUCCUUUGAAGACAGAAUUUUUCUAAGUUAAAGUGUUUUUCUUCCACUGAGAACAGUGAUGGCACAGUGCUCAAUUUUCUUUCCCAUUUGACACAUGAUUAGCCAUUGGUGGGCAUGAGAACAUUUCCCUUCCAGAAAUAGUUUGUGAUUGAAGUACUUUUCUUAUUUUUGCUUCCUAGGAUGAAAUUUUAUGGGGGAGGGAUGAGGAUGGGAGGGGAGAGUAAAAGAAUAGUAAUAAAUUUUUUUGAGGAAUUGAUAUCUAUCUUUGAUGUUUGAAAAAAUUAUGAUUGUACUAUGUUUAUGUUUUAUGUAUGCCUUGUAAGAUUCUUGUGAAAUAUUUUGUAAGCACUUUGAGAUUUUUGCUUGGGGGUGGUGUUUUGUGAAAAUGAUGAUUGUUAUUUAUUAUUAUUUAUUCCUGUUCAGUAGCACAGAGUGAUCUCAAAACAUUCCUAGGAGAGUGUGUUGUUUGCAUGCUGUGUCUAAACAAUUUCAGGAAAAUGAAAUCUUUUAAAAAAUGCAGGUAUGGCAAAGUAAAUUGUUGAAUUUAUUCACUUAAAACAUUCACUUUUAGUUGUUUGUGUUUCUGGUAUGAUGGGGAAAAAAUGCAGUAUGCUUCACUUCAGCCUUUUCAUUUAUUGGAUUUAUGUAUAAAAAAGGUCUUGGAAAGGCAGUUGUUACUUUGGUGUAAGAGAAAAAUCCUUGCCCUUUUUCCCUGGAUGUAACUAUCCUGUAUGUUUACAUAAAUAAUAAUAAACUGGAGAUGGGGAUGGAGA
Molecule: messenger RNA, 4263 nt
Organism: Camelus dromedarius (Arabian camel)
Lineage: Eukaryota; Metazoa; Chordata; Mammalia; Artiodactyla; Camelidae
Gene: ZBTB6
Product: zinc finger and BTB domain containing 6
Exons: 3
Coding region: 243-1514 (423 amino acids)
Biological process (GO): regulation of transcription by RNA polymerase II
Molecular function (GO): DNA-binding transcription factor activity, RNA polymerase II-specific; protein binding; RNA polymerase II cis-regulatory region sequence-specific DNA binding
Source: RefSeq, a predicted model, not a curated record